Messenger RNA from Euleptes europaea (tarantolino), 1626 nucleotides. RefSeq names its product E3 ubiquitin-protein ligase TRIM7-like. Gene Ontology annotation, molecular function: protein binding; zinc ion binding. The record is from RefSeq and is a predicted model, not a curated record. Lineage: Eukaryota; Metazoa; Chordata; Lepidosauria; Squamata; Sphaerodactylidae. Bases 1 to 1626 code for a protein of 541 amino acids. The transcript has 9 exons.
AUGGCGGCCGGGGGUCUCGUCCAGGAGCUGUGCGAGGAAGCCUCUUGCUCCGUCUGCCUGGACUACUUCAGGGACCCGGUGACCAUUGCAGAGUGCGGCCACAACUUUUGCCGCGCCUGCCUGACCCGCAGCUGGGGGGCGUCUAGGGCAGAAACGUCCUGCCCCCAGUGCAGAGGGAGAGCGCAGGAAGGGACCCUCCGGCCCAACCAGCAGCUGGCCAACUUUGUCCAAAUAGCCAAAAAAUUCACCCUUCAGGAGGGAAAGGAGGCAGGUGGGAAGGGGGGAGAAGGGAAGAGGGGCGUCUGCGAGAAGCACCAAGAGCUCCUGAAGUUUUUCUGCAAGGAGGACGUCGCCCUCCUCUGCGGGGUCUGCGGCAGAUCCGAGGAGCACCAAGACCACCAGGUGGUUCCUCUGGAGGAGGCUUUCCUGGAAAACAGGGCAACCGUGGCUGCUGGAAGAGGGAGAGUUUGCCAGAAGCACCAGGAGCCGCUGAAGCUCUUCUGCAAGGACGACAAAGCCCUCAUCUGUGUGGUCUGUGACCGAUCCAAGGAGCACAGAAAUCAUGAAACCCUUCCUCUUGAGGAGGCCUCCCAGGAGUACAAGGAUCAGUUCUGCAACUGUCUGGAGAGGCUGAAGAAGGAGAGAAAAAGAAUUGUGGCAUGUAAAGCAGGCGUAUUAAAGGAAAGCCAAGACUUGCUCAAGCAAACCACAGGAGAGAAGCAAGAGACGGUAGCCAAGUUCAGGCAACUACACUCAUUUCUGGAGGAACAAGAGAAACUUCUUCUGGCCCAGAUGGAAGAGGUGGAGAAGGAGGUGGCAAGAAACAGGGUCCAGCACCUGGUCAAACUCUCUGAGGCUCUUUCCUCUCUGGACAACCUCAUCCAGGAGAUGGAGGAGAAGAGUCAGCAGCCGGCCAGUGAACUCCUGCAGGAUGCCAGAUGCACCUUGCAGAGGUACAAAAAAAGGGAGGUGUUUGAGGAUCCAGUGGCUUUUCCCCUUGCACAGAAGUGGCGCAUCUGGGACUUCUCCGAUCUAAAUCUAUUUUUGGAGGGUAUCAAGAAGCAAUUCAAAGACACUCUGGAUUCUGGAUUUUACUUGCAGAAAGCAUGUGUGACUCUGGAUCCAGACACGGCCCAUCCCGGACUCCUCCUGUCUGAGGACUGGAAAAGCGUGAGAGAUGGAGAAAAAGCUCAAUCUCUGCCCAGCAACCCUGAGAGAUUUUCCACAUAUACUGCUGUGCUGGGCCGUGAGGGAUUCACAGCAGGCCGCCAUUUCUGGGAAGUCCUUGUGGGAAGUGAGGAAAGAUGGGCUGUGGGGGUGGCCAGAGAGUCCGUGAGGAGGAAGGGAAGGAUCACCUUUGGUCCCGAGAGAGGGAUCUGGGCUGUGGGGAAGUGGUGUGGGCACUACAGGGCUUCCAUAAAAGGACAAUACCAUCCCCUGUCCCUGACCAGGGAGCCCAAGAGGAUUCGAGUCUGCCUGAACUACGCUGGGGGCCGAGUGGCCUUUUUCGACGCUGACCGAGGAGCCCUGAUCCACGAGUUCUCCGGAGCCUCCUUCUCUGGAGAGACCCUCCUGCCCUUCUUUUGGGUGAAUUCAAAAGCCCACCUCAAGCUCUCUUCUUCUUAA